GAAACAAGUUUCCUGCAAACAAAAAACAAAUUCCACCUGACAAAUGUGAUAGACCAAAAGGACCAAAUCAUCAAGAAUAAAUUAACAUUACUAGUGCUGAAUAUGAUCAUUCACCAACUUAAAAUUUGAUUUGACAUUGAAUUUGUUACAUCUAGUCAUCGGUGUUCGGUUGAUUUGUUUACUAUACUCGAUCCUGUAAACAGUAAACAAAAACGUGAGAGGUUAACAUCCUGCAAAAUUACACUUUGUUGCUUGCAGAGCCUAAUACAUUGUUUUAAAAUUUAAUUCAACAUGAACAUCGUCGUCCAAUCGAGAUUUGCUUGCUUGAAGUCUGAAGAAGAGGAACCUGUUCCUAAAGCACCAAAACCAGUGCCAAAGGAUAAUGCCAACAAUAAAAACAAAAAAGAUAAGAAAACUACUAACAAUAACAACGCCAACAAACAGUCAAAUAAAAAACAGAAAGCUGCCAAAGUAGCAACUGCCAAACAAUGGGAGGAGUGGAAACAAAAAGAUGAAAAACUUGUUAAUGGCAACUUUGAGCAGGAUUUGGAGAAUGCUUUGAUGAUGUCCAAGAUUCACUAUGAAGAAAACAAGGAUUCAAUACUCAAAAGCAGAUCAACAAAAGGCAAAAAACCGGAAAAGAAGAAGAAUUCAAAGAAAACAGUUAGUUUGGAUGAGUUUUUAGCUGGGGAACCUGCUAAGGAUACACCUGACAAUAUUCCGUUAAGUGUUGUGAAAGAAAGUAAAGGUGACUUUUUUGAAAAAAACGUUGAAGAUGUCAAAGAGGCACUCAAUCGAGAAAAGUUUAAUGAUAAAGUCCGUGAGAGACAAAAUGUAAUGGAUGAGAUUAUUUCUUCAGCUCAAUAUCAAGAAAAACUUGAAAUUGAGAGAAACAAAAACGAGGCUUUAAGUAAAGAAUUAGAACAAAGUCGUGCGGAAAUCACUGCCGUCAAGGAAAGAAACAAGACUUUAUAUACAUUAUUAUCAACUGGAGAAAUGAAAGGCAAAGCUGAAAUAAUCAAUGAACUUGAAAAGUUGACUGUGAUCAAAGAUGAAUUAACACAAGAAGUUUCACGUCUUCAUGGAUUGUUGGAACAGGAACGCUCCAAAGUUGCCGCUCUGUCUAAUGAGAAACAAUUGCACAAGAAGACUGGAAAGAAGCAUUAAAUGUAAUUUGUACUACAGGUAAACAUAUUAUUGGAAACAUUUGAUCAUGAUUUGUACUAGUUUUGUUAAUUUACUAUUACAAUCGUCAAUUAUUGCAGUAUUAUCUUCUUAUUUACGCAUUCGAAUGUGUUGCUUUAUUAGUUCAUAUGUAUGUUAAUUAAAUAUAUUUUGAAAUAUGUAA
Dalotia coriaria is the source of this 1348-nucleotide messenger RNA. Its product is annotated as G kinase-anchoring protein 1-like. Gene Ontology annotation, biological process: signal transduction. Lineage: Eukaryota; Metazoa; Arthropoda; Insecta; Coleoptera; Staphylinidae. The record is from RefSeq and is a predicted model, not a curated record. Gene Ontology annotation, cellular component: Golgi apparatus.